Messenger RNA from Xenopus tropicalis (tropical clawed frog), 937 nucleotides. RefSeq names its product protein kinase C delta type-like. The transcript has 7 exons. Lineage: Eukaryota; Metazoa; Chordata; Amphibia; Anura; Pipidae. The record is from RefSeq and is a predicted model, not a curated record. The coding region runs from base 170 to 937 and encodes 255 amino acids. Gene Ontology annotation, molecular function: ATP binding; transferase activity; nucleotide binding.
AGAGACUCAGUGCUUUUCUUUGCUCGUGCGAUUUGAGAGAGAUUUCGGUGCGAUUUGCCUUUUCGGAGAGUUCGAGAGCGCUUUUUUGGGAUCCCCCAACAAAAGCAUUUUUUUCUGCAGGUAUUCCAGGUGGAGGAAAGUGCUUUUAAGCAUAUUCUCCACCCCAAACAUGGAGUCUGUCUCCAGGAAGAGAAGAAGACAACAAGAGACAACUACGGAAGAAGAGAUUAGGAGGAAGAAGAUGAAACUUCUGGACAGCCAGGAAAGAACUGAAGAAAGAAGAAGCCAGGAGAGACAGCCCAUUCAAGCUGAGCGUCUACCGGAACACAUUAUUACCAACUAUGAGUUCCACUCGAUUCUUGGCCGAGGCAGGUUUGGCAAGGUUUUUUUGGCUUCCAUAACCACGAAGAAAGAUCGCGUGGCUGUAAAAGUCAUCAGGAAGACACCUAAGGAUGAGGAGAAGGACAUGAUAGAGAAGGAGGCCAGAAUCCUGAAGGUUGCUUGCGGCAGUCCAUUCUUGUGCCGUGGUCAUGCAGCCUUCCAGACCAAACAAUAUGCUUUUCUGGUGAUGGAGUAUGCAGGCGGAGGCAGCCUCAGCAAUCUGCUGGGCAUCAAGCACCAUCUGAAAAAAAGACAUGUCAUCUUUUACUCUGCAGAACUGAUUUGUGGUCUUCAGUAUCUCCAUUCUCUAGGUAUCAUCCAUCGAGAUCUUAAGCCAGACAACAUCCUGCUUACCAGUGACGGACACAUAAAAAUUGCUGAUUUUGGCAUCGCAGCAGAAGGAGUUUUUGGCCACAAGACCAUCCGUGGGAAAACUGGAACAUGCUGGUACAUGGCCCCAGAGGUAGGAAACUGCUCAAUAUAUUUAAAGCCAAACAUGGGAUUGCUGAAAGAGUAUGAACAAAUUGAAAAUGAAAAUAUGACGGAUUCUUGGUAA